Molecule: messenger RNA, 990 nt
Organism: Pleurotus ostreatus (oyster mushroom)
Lineage: Eukaryota; Fungi; Basidiomycota; Agaricomycetes; Agaricales; Pleurotaceae
Gene: TSTA3
Product: GDP-L-fucose synthase
Exons: 10
Coding region: 1-990 (329 amino acids)
Biological process (GO): nucleotide-sugar biosynthetic process
Molecular function (GO): GDP-L-fucose synthase activity
Source: RefSeq, a predicted model, not a curated record
AUGACCGACUCCAACCCUGCGGUGGUCCUCGUUACCGGCGGUAGCGGCCUCGUUGGAAAAGGUAUCGAGCACAUUAUCAAUACCGAACCAGUGGGAUCGAGGUUCGGAAAGCGACCUAACGAGACAUGGAUCUUUGCAACCUCAUCAGAGGCGGAUUUGAGAGACCCCGAACAAACUCGCAAGCUAUUUGACAAGUACAAACCCACCCAUGUCAUCCAUCUCGCUGCGAUGGUCGGCGGCCUUUUCAAGAACAUGAAGUACAAGCUCACAUUCCUGCGAGACAAUGUCCUUAUGAACGAUAACGUCCUGCAUACCGCGUGUGAACGCAAGACCCAGAAGGUCAUCUCUUGCUUGUCGACCUGCGUGUUCCCCGAUAAAGUCGAAUAUCCUCUUGAUGAAACAAAAAUCCAUCUUGGACCCCCGCAUUCAAGUAACUUCGGCUAUGCGCACGCCAAGAGACUAGUAGAUGUGCAGAAUCACGCGUACAAGGAGGAGUUUGGGUGCAACUUUACUUCGGCUAUACCGACGAACGUGUUCGGUCCCCACGACAAUUUCGAUCUUGAGGGUGCCCAUGUCAUCCCGGCACUCAUCCACAAGUGCUAUCUUGCCAAGAAGAACAACACCCCAUUCAUAGUUGCCGGGACUGGGAAGCCACUCCGACAGUUCAUCUAUUCGUACGACCUCGCCAAACUGUUCAUAUGGCAGCUACGAGAGUAUGACGAUGUCGAGCCCGUGAUUCUCUCAGUCGGCGAAGACGAGGAAGUAAGUAUCAAGGACGUUGCCGAUGCCAUUGUAAAGGCCGUCGAUUUCAAGGGCGAAUAUGCCUUCGACACAACUCGUGCUGAUGGGCAGUUCCGUAAACCAGCCUCAAACAAGAAGCUGUUGGAACUCAUGGGCGGGUUUGAAUUCACUCCAUUUGACCAAGCACUCGCGGCCUCCGUUAAGUGGUUCUUGGACAAUUAUAAUAACGCCAGGACGGGGAACGUUUAG